UUUCAGUUGAAUGGGUGUUGUGCUAGAUAAAGACAUAUCCUAGAGAUUAUAUGUUGCUGAUAAAUUAGCCAAUAAUAAUGGCGGUUACUUUUUGGUUUCCUCUUAUAUUUAGCUAACUAGUUAGUCCCAUAUAUCCACAUUUCCAGCUAACUAACUUAGCUUAGUUAGCCAGUCGGAUUCUUAAUAAAACAAACCAUUGCUAAUUGUUCAACUCUUCAACUGUUGACUAACUGCAUGGCGGGGGUAACGCUACAGGGCACUGUCCUCCGAGGCGUAACAGAUGGCAACAUCCUAGACCCAGAGUACCAGCAGCGCCUGGAGGAUGCGCGCUCACUGCUCAGACAGGAGAUCCAGAGGGAGCUGAAGAUCAAGGAGGCAGCGGAGAGGCUCCGGCGAGCAGUCACCAGCCGUAAGAACGCGGCCGACGUGGAGGGCCAGCUGAAGGUCUCCAACCGCAAGCUGGAGAAGCUACACUGGGAGCUGCAGCAGCUGAACGCUCGGGCUGUGGCUUCCGAAAAGGAGACCCGGAUGGACGACCCCACCUCUCCUGACCCCUGUCGCUGGGAGGAGAGGACCACUCCACUGAUCAGCCGAAUCCACACUCUGAAAAAGCAGCUGGCCAUUGAGACCAAGGUGAAACAGGGAGCUGAGAACAUCAUCCAAACCUAUGCAAGCAGCUCGUCCAAGGAUCGCAAGAUGCUGUCCACAGCUCAGCAGAUGCUGCAGGACAGCCGCACGAAGAUCGAGCUGAUCCGCAUGCAGAUCAUCAAAGUCACGCAGGCGGGCGAGGGUGAGCGGGAGGAGAGCCCCGCUGAAGCCGCGCGUCCCGCUGAGACCAUCAGUCCCCUGGAGCUGAGGGUGGCGGAGCUGCGGCACCACCUCCGGAUCGAGGCGGCGGUGGCCGAGGGGGCCAAGAACGUGGUGAAGCAGCUGGGGGGCCGCAGGGUGCAGGACAGACGCGCGCUGGCCGAGGCCCAGGCCCGGCUGCAGGAGUCCUCUCAGAAGCUGGACCUGCUCCGCCUGUCCCUGGAGCAGCGGCUGAAAGAGUUGCCCCAGGACCACCCCAAACGGGCCGCCAUCAAGGAGGAGCUCUCCCUGGGCACCUCCCCCUCCCUGGGCUUCCAGCGCAACCGCCUGCGCUCCUCCUCGUCCUCCUCCUCCUUCCUCAAGCCUUCCUCCCUCACAGGCAGGCUGGAAGUCAGGAUGAUGGGCUGCCAGGACCUGCUGGAGUCUGUGCCAGGCCGUUGCCGGGUUACCGGAGUUUCCACGGCGCCUGGCAGCCCCUCGGAGGCCAAGUCCUUGAAGGUGCGGACUGGGCUGUCCGGUCGCAGCACCAACAGCAAGCUGGGCAAGCCAGAGGAGGUCUCUGUGGAGAUCAGCGCAGUGCUGAAGCUGGACAACAAGAUGGUGGGACGUACCAACUGGAGACCCCUGAGCAAUCAGGCGUGGGACCAGAACUUCAGUAUUGAACUGGAGCGGUCCCGGGAGCUGGAGAUUGGGGUGUACUGGAGGGACUGGAGGGCUCUCUGCGCCGUCAAGUUUCUGCGGCUCGAGGACUUCCUUGACAACGAGCGUCAUGGCAUGUGCCUGUAUCUGGAGCCCCAGGGCAUGCUAUUCGCCGAGGUGACCUUUGUCAACCCCGUCAUUGAGCGGCACCCAAAACUGCAGCGACAGAAGCGCAUUUUCCCAAAAGAGAAAGGGAAGGACUUCCUGCGGGCUGCUCAGAUGAACAUGAACUUCGCCACGUGGUGGCGCUUGAUGAUGAACAUGCUGCCCCCCUGCAGCUCCAUGACGGCCAUGAGCCCCCCUCUGUCAGGCUCCUCUGACCCCAAUGUCACCUCGCCCCCCUCACAGGAGAUGGCGGUGCUGACCCCCCCUCCGGGAGGAGACCAAGCUGUGAUCAAGCUGAACUUCAGCGACGAGCGACCAGUCAAGCCCCCACGCCUCAACAUGGGCAAAGCUACCCUGAACGUGCCCUCUUUAGCAGCCCCAGACGCACCUCUGGGACACAUGUCCUCCAAGACAAAUCGCACAGUGGAGAAGAAGGAUAAACAACCUUGGCCCACACCUACGGAGAAAGCAGGAGUACAAAUGGAGGAUUUCCACUGCGUCUCAGUCCUGGGAAGAGGGCACUUUGGAAAGGUCCUGCUUGCUGAAUUUAAAAAGACGGGAAAGCUGUACGCUAUAAAAGCCCUGAAGAAGGGAGACAUAGUGACCCGCGAUGAGGUGGACAGCCUUAUGUGUGAGAAGAGGAUUUUUGAGGCCAUCAACGCGGCGCGACACCCCUUCCUGGUGAACCUGCACGGCUGCUUCCAGACGGCCGAGCACGUGUGCUUCAUCAUGGAGUAUUCCCCCGGGGGCGACCUGAUGAUCCACAUCCACAACGACGUCUUCUCUGAGGCUCAGGCCAGGUUUUAUGCUGCCUGUGUUUUGCUGGGUCUGGAGUUCCUGCACCUGAACAAAAUAGUUUAUCGGGAUUUGAAGUUGGACAACUUGCUGAUGGAUGCUGAUGGCUAUGUGAAAAUUGCAGAUUUUGGGCUUUGCAAAGAAGGGAUGGGUCACGGUGACCGGACUUCCACAUUCUGCGGCACCCCGGAAUUCUUAGCUCCCGAAGUCCUGACCGACAACAACUACACCCGCGCCGUGGACUGGUGGGGGAUGGGCGUGCUCAUAUACGAGAUGCUGGUGGGAGAGUCUCCUUUCCCUGGUGAUGAUGAGGAGGAGGUGUUUGACAGCAUUGUGAAUGACGAAGUGCGAUAUCCCAGGUUUCUCUCACCAGAAUCCAUCUCCAUCAUCCAGAAGUUGCUGAGGAAGAACCCAGAGAGGAGGCUUGGAGCUGGGGAGCAGGACGCUGAAGAGGUUAAGAAGCAGAAAUUCUUUCAGCAGGGCAUCGACUGGGACGCCCUGCUGGCCAAAAAAAUCAAGCCCCCGUUCCUGCCCUCCAUCAAGGGGAGCGGAGACGUCAGCAACUUUGACGAGGAGUUCACGCGGCUGAAGCCCGUCCUGACUCCGCCGCAGACGCCCUGCUUCCUCACCGCCGAGCAGCAGCAGGUGUUUGCAGACUUUGAUUUCUCCAUGAUGCACUGACAUCCGCCUGCAUCCAGCACCAGUCCCCCAUCAAGCUCCAGGGGCCAUUCCGCCCCCGCGGCACAAUUCCAGCCCACCAGCCUCCCUGCCAUGCUUCCCUCUGCAAUAGGUUCCCAUCGACUGAGUGUCGCCGUUAAAGAACGAGACCAGGUUUCUUCUCUCGGCUGGAGUGAACUGGAGCAGCUGAUGCUGUGACUCUGCCGGUCACUGGGGUCAUGCAUUACUUUGCCUUCCCGGUGUGGGGCUUUGGUUGUCACUGUGAACCAUCUAUUGCUCUGCUCUGUGGCUCAUUAAUCUUUUUUUUGUGGAUUUAAGUGUUUUUUUUAAUGCACUUGCUUUUUUGUAUUCCUGGGGCCAGUGAUUGGAUGUAAUGCCUGCUGUCUUCAUCUAACAACUUGUUACGUGUUUGUGGAUUGGUUGGGAUUUGGGGGGGGGUACUGAUGAUUCAUGCUUGCUAGUGACUUUAGGUAUAGUACACACACCUAUGUACUUCCCCUUCAAACUUCCAUGUCUAAAUACUUUAUGCCACUGCAGCGAUUAUGUGUCGUGUCUUAAAUGUGUCUGUACAGUGAAAUCAUUGUGUCCCAAAACAAAAAGCCAGAAUGUGCCAAUAUACUCAGUGAGGAAAACAUUUUUAGCUUUUUCUUUCUCCCAAAGACCUCCUGGUAUUAUGAAAUUGUUCUCUAAAUAUGUAAAAAUGACUGUACUGUAUCCCCACACACCCUUACUAUUGCAAUUAGCCUAUGUGUGACUGGAUUGUUGAGAAGUGCCUCUGCUGUAGUAUAAGAAUGUGAAUAGUACAUUUGCAGAAGAAUGUUAGUUCUUUGACACUGCUAAAUUGCUGUGGGAACCAACACUAAAUCAGUGAAAGUAAUCAAAAGUCUGACCAAGACAAAUCUGUGAAACACACUUGGAUGAAAUGUAACAUCUGAUUACUUUUAAUGGCAUUUAACCGAUAGCUUUGUCUUAGCUCUUUUUUCUCUUCUGUAAGCGCUGCUUUGUGCUUCCUGGAAAAAGCUGUUAUUGCACUGUUCCAAAGUCAGCCAUUAGCUUGUGGAUCAUACUUUAUUGAACUGCCCCAUAUACCGAUAGUACCUGAAUGCAAUCACAACUGUCUUCCAAGACUUUAAGGUGACGAGGUUUUAAGUUCCACAGUGAAGCUACUGUAUGUGAAGUUUUGUGUUCCUUUGAAAUCACUUGAAAAUGUUUCUGCCAAUGAAGUAUGCUGUGGUGUAUGUAUAUGUAUGUGAUUUACUACUGAAUUAUAAUUUAUACUGUGAAAGAGGGAAAAAAAAAACAUGCCAUUAUAAUUGUAGGUGAGAUUGUUUUAUUCUGUCCCUUCUGUCUACAUAUGAAAAAUAUUAAUAAAUAUCUUUCUCACUAAAGUU
Molecule: messenger RNA, 4475 nt
Organism: Conger conger (European conger)
Lineage: Eukaryota; Metazoa; Chordata; Actinopteri; Anguilliformes; Congridae
Gene: pkn3
Product: protein kinase N3
Exons: 22
Coding region: 235-3087 (950 amino acids)
Biological process (GO): protein phosphorylation; signal transduction
Molecular function (GO): protein serine/threonine kinase activity; ATP binding; small GTPase binding
Source: RefSeq, a predicted model, not a curated record